Messenger RNA from Schistocerca cancellata (South American locust), 5327 nucleotides. RefSeq lists its product as uncharacterized. The transcript is spliced from 13 exons. Bases 259 to 3750 code for a protein of 1163 amino acids. Gene Ontology annotation, biological process: activation of GTPase activity. Lineage: Eukaryota; Metazoa; Arthropoda; Insecta; Orthoptera; Acrididae. Gene Ontology annotation, molecular function: guanyl-nucleotide exchange factor activity. The record is from RefSeq and is a predicted model, not a curated record.
CGAUAACGUAGUCCCGGCCGUGUCGCGCACCCAGUGCUCAGUGUGUGUGUGUGAAUGCGUUUGUGCUCGGACUAGCCAGACGCGCUUUCAGGAGGGCGCGUGGGAGUCGGAGCAAAGCGAAUGGAGGAACUUUCGUAGAGGGAUACUAACAGACCAUACAGACAGAAUGUGAGUUGUUGAGGGGAAAACAAAGAAGAAUAAUGAUGGAAAUCGGAUAACUAUAACAAGUUGGCAGUAUAAAGACUUCAAGUGCCAAUAAUGGAUUCCGCGCAGUCGUCAAGCCACGCGGAUGAAGAAGGAGAAUCAGAUAAAAGAUGUGGCAAAAGUACAUUUUACGAUGAAGAUUAUGAAGACAAAAGAGCUUCUAUCCCCUCGGAAAACUGGCGAAUGGCAAGAUCAUCAUCUGUUUUUUUAAAAACAAAGAGUUUUCCUAAUGUCAAUAACACGUAUUACAACUCUUUGAACCUUAGGAAAAAGAGACAGAUCACAUACACUAGGCAUUUAAGUUCAGAGCAGAACUUGAGAGACCUUAUUAAGAAAUCUGUCUUGGAAGGUAAAUGGUUGUGCUGGCAUGAUUUGCUGAACCCAGAAGAUGGCCAUUGUGGUGACGCAGUGAGAAAAAUCAGAAGAAAGGAGAUUCUGCAAUUUCAGCUGGUACAAUUUGAAGUGGCCUUCAACAUGGAGAUAGCUGACCUCGUUAACAUAGCGAAGCGAUCAGUCAGCUGGAAUAACGUUGACAUGCCUAAGUACCUGAAAAGAAAUAUUGCUUCGACAGUUGACAGCAUCAAGAAGAACUCUGAUGUCCUGUUGCACGAGCUGAAUUGUCUUUGGAAGGAAAAGAAAAACUUCAGCGGCAUAUAUAUCACCUAUCAGAAAUAUAUGGAUAAAUAUGAAGUUUACAUUACAUACUGCAGAGAUCUCCAGAAACUAAGAGAAAUGAUUUUCCAGAGAAAUGUAAGUCGGCCACAAGUUUCUGAAGUGAAAAUGAGCGAAAUAUUUAAAAUUGAGAGAGAUUUACUGCCUGUGUUUCACAUUGGUUUACUGUGCUGUGUGCUGGAAGAAAUAAAGAAUGAAUCGACACUCAAACAACUUGAUCAAUACCAUUGUUGCCGCACUUUGACGCAGUUGAAGAAGGUGGAAGAAGAGUGUUGCAAGCUAGUUUCAAAAAUAACUGCAAUGCAUUCUACAGCAUAUGGUUUCAACAAAGAACUGAUAAAAAAGUGCAAGAUGUAUGCUGACAGAGUAUUUCAAGAAAACAAAUGUCUUUCUGACAAAUUAAUGGAUGAUGAAAAUGGAAAUCCAUAUUUAUCUUCUGGUAAAAGAAAUCUGCAAGAGCCACCACAGGAAUCUGUAGCACCUGAUGCAAACUCUGUUACACAGGAACACACCCGUAUGGGUGAACGUGAUACUCAAGGGUAUUCUGAAAAUAGCAGCACCAUUGCUGUGCCUAAAACUCCAACAAAAAGUUUCCAAAAUGGUAAAUUUACCUCAAACAAUUCCAGGAACAACUUGAAGCUUAAGGAACUAUCCACAACAUCCAAGAUCUCUGGUGAUAUACAAUUAAAUGUGAAAAAUUUGAGUAACCCUGGAAUGUCUGAAAGAUCUAGACUAAAUAUAUUUUCUUCUCUGUCAAAUAGAGGUGCAACGUUGAGCCAAUAUGAAAAUCAACAUGUUAUAACAGACAGACAGUGUGCUCACACCAUGUCACAAACUCAUGCAGAUAAUCAUAGGCAUGUAAAAAUUUUUGGAGAUUUCUUAGAUACCUCUCAGUUCUAUCCACGAUAUAGUGAAGUAUACAAAAAACAAGAAAAUUUGAGCCAAAACACUGAAAGAGUGGGGCACACAAAAAAAAGUUUUAGAGAAGUUUCAAAUAUGAGUUUUCUUAGCACGUAUCAUUUGUUGGACUGCGUGCUUGAACUUUCCAAGCAUCACAAUGAAGAUCUACAGCCAGCCAUAAACAGAAAUGAAGAAGAUGAAACAGGCAGUAAUCAUGAGCAACAGAAAUCUGUAGCCACACAGACUAAAGAGAGCAGUAUAGCCAUUAGCUCACAUGGUAGUAAAGAACAGUGUGAUGUCAAAACCACAGUACAACAGCAAACUCCAGUGAUCUCUAAUGACACUGGCAGUGGGUCUGAAACUGGGGAAUCUGACUCAUUUAAACUGAUUCAGGCGCUAAAUAUUAUCCUUAUUAAAGACAGAGAUUGUAAUAGUAAAUAUGGUAUUAAAAAACAAUAUCUUGAAACUGAUUUUGAUUGUGAUACAUUUGACUUGGUGCAAGCAAUAAACAUGCCUGUCAUUAGAGCAGCAGUCAUUGAAACAACUUUCAUAAAUCCUCAUGAAAUUUGUGAAGCAAUCAAUGAUUUAACUGUGGAUUCUUUUAAUGGUGAAGAAGCUGUUCUCCAGGAAUAUGAUGAUAAUUCUGAAAAUGAUUCAGAAAUGUGUGAAGAUUCAAUGUCUCAUGAUUAUGAAAAUAUGUCAGAAACAUCUAACUGCAGACAAUAUACUUACAGUGGAGGAACUGCUGAAAUGUCAAGUGAUAAUGAAUGCAUAGAUUCAGAGGAACAUUAUUAUGAAAAUAUGACUGUAGAAAAUCAUGAGAUACUCCCAAAGGAUGAUUAUUCAUUUUCUGUAGCAGAUGCUUAUAAAAACACUUUGGAAAAUGGUGAUAUACACAAUGAAUUUGCACUGAGAGGACAAAGCUACAAAUCUAGCCUCAGCCUAAGAAAACUUCAGAAACUCAGAGAAUCAUUCAGAAGCAAUAAACAAAGAAAUUUAGAAGAAGAGAGAUAUAGUAAUGAUGAGUUUGAGCAAUUGUCCCAGAUUUCGCUUUAUCAGAACUUCAGUUUCUCCAGCUUACCAGUCUUUGUGGAUGAUGGACACCAGUUCAUAGUGGAUGAAGCAGAACCUUGUGACACUGUACAAAAAGAGGUGGAUGAAAUUCCUUAUGAAAGUAUGACAUUCACAAUGCGUUGGAAGACAAGACUUCAACCAGGCAAUAAACUGCCAACCAAAAGGCGGCAUCAUGGUUUUCGAACCAAAUGGCAAGAUACUGAAGAAGUAAUAAAUAGUGGUCUUCUUGAUUCUAUGACACCACAACAAGUAAAGCUACAGGAAGCAAAAUUUGAAAUUAUUACUUCAGAGCUUUCGUACUAUAAGUCUUUGUGUAUACUUGAGCGCAUGUUUGCAGAAAAUCCCACUCUGAAUAAGAUAGAAAUUCUGCCUCAUAAGGACAGAGAAAUUCUAUUCUCACAAGUAAAACCAGUAAAAAACUGUUCCCAAAACUUCCUAAAGGACUUGGUAACUGUUUGGGAAAGAGAUCUCCAGCUCACAAAAAUGGCAGAUACAAUUAUACAUCAUGCAAAUCAAUAUUUUGGAGUAUAUGUGAAGUACUGUGAGAAUCUGCAGAUCAUUGAAAAACGCUUACGGCAACUGAUGAAAAACAAGAGAUUCGCUGCAGCGCUGAAAAAAAUUGAGGAUGAUGAGAAAUGUGAAAAAUUUCCUUUAUAUUCAUUUUUAAUGUUGCCCAUGCAAAGAGCAACUCGUUUCAAUCUACUUGCCGAAGCAGUGUUAAAAUAUAUGCAAGCACCAAAUGAAGAGUAUGAAAAAUGGUGCAAUGCAUGUGAAGCAUUGCAGUCACUUGCUCAAGACUGUAACAGCAGCGUAAAAACUGAUGAUACUAUUAAAAUGAAGAAAUCUGAAGAAACAUCUCUUAAGAACUUUUUCAGGAACAAGUUCAAAAUGAAGAAGUGAAAGCCAGUGGCCAACAUUACUAUCAAAAGUAAUGAUGUACAAUGUUGAUUUUAACAGGAACAGAUGGAAACAGUUACUAUUGUAUACUUGCUGAAGCAUACAUAACUAUUGAAGCUCUCUAUUUUGAAUUGUUUUAUUAUAUGGGAGUUGCCUCAGAUGAAUCAUCUACUAAUCUUAGACUAAAUUCAUCACAUUCGUUCACUCCAAUCGCUGUUUUAUGUGAAAAACUAACAGUCCAAGUACUGCCUCUAUGCUGUUCACAAGCAAACUAUGGUCAGCAAGAUUCCAAGAUUCUGUGAUGUCAUCAACAUCUUGAAUGAACUUGUAAACUGUAGGAGAUAUCAUUUCAGACCAUCAACAGUUGAAAAGGUCUGGAGAGGUGCUGAGAGCUGGGUAUUUGUUCUUCCAUCAUAGUCUGAUGUUCUGACUGACAACACAUUUCAAAAUUUUUCAGUCAGAUUUUGAGAUCUACAUUACAUUAAUUUAUAAACAUCUGCAAGUGUUAAUGUUCUACUGAAAAAUAUUUUAAAACAACUUCUUCAUGUACAACUCGACAAUUUAAUUGUGUCUUCAAUACCCAGGAAUAGUUCCCAAACUUUUAAGCAUAAAUUGGCAACUGGCAUUUCAAACUAUGGAGUGUAGGUAUAUUUAAAAAAAAUAUCUAGUCAUGUAAGUAUUUCAAUGUUAUUUAAAGGAAAAAUGUUUCAUAAAUAAAUUAUAUUAACUGAAUUAGUUCUAUAAAUAAGUUUUAUAGUGUCACUGUGUGUGGCACAGCAAAUAUUGUGCAUGAUGUGGAAGUGUUACUUAGCAAUACUCUUAAAUGGAAGCUGUGAGCUAAGAAUAUUCUGAAGAUUGUUUAUGAAUGAACCUGCAUCAGUGGAAUAAAGCAGACCACAUUGUGUUGCUUCAUGAGUAACUGACAUUAACUGCAACUUUAAAUAACAAGAAAGUUUAUGAAUCUUAGAUGAAUACUGACAUAUGUUUUAGAUUAUUCUCUACCUAGGGACACAAGCAUAACUAAGAAAUUCAAAACUAAGUGUUAUAACACUAACUAUUUGAAUGGUGUGCAUUCCUGAAGAGACAGUGCUGUAUCUCUCCCUAAGUGCUAACAGUGCAUCAGUGUGCCUCUCCAACAAUGCAGUAGACAUGUCUGCCCACAACAGCUUGUACACACCUGGGUGCUAUGGACAUUUUAAUACAUGUUGCCAGUCACCCACCUGUGUACUGUGCUUGUACACCCUUAUAUCUGGUCCUGAUCUCCCCGUAACUGCUCAAAGUUAGAGCUGACAAGUUGCAAUAUUUGUCUAGAUUUGCUGUGCUCUCAUUUUGAUGUUUAUUUCUUUAUGUUUUGAACUAUUCUUUAGUACUGACACUAGACAAUGGUUGUCAGUUCUAUUCUGUAUAGGUGAGGUACAUUCCAGUUUUGCCAAGGAAAUGAUAUACCAUCACAGCUCCAUACAGAAAUAUUUCCUAGUGAUAGCAAAAGGGACACUAAAUUUUUUAACACUGAAAACUGUGACUCUUGUACAGAAACUGAAACUAUCAGUCAGGAACUGUGGGCAUCAUCAGAUUUAAUG